This is a messenger RNA of Brassica rapa (field mustard), 7414 nucleotides long. RefSeq names its product two-component response regulator ARR18. Gene Ontology annotation, molecular function: DNA binding; DNA-binding transcription factor activity. Gene Ontology annotation, biological process: phosphorelay signal transduction system; cytokinin-activated signaling pathway. The record is from RefSeq and is a predicted model, not a curated record. NCBI's taxonomy places the organism in Eukaryota, Viridiplantae, Streptophyta, Magnoliopsida, Brassicales, Brassicaceae.
GGUCUCUGUAGUGGUAUGCUUAUACACAAUAUUUCUUUGAACAGUGAUCGUACCACUAAAGGAACAAAGAGAAGAUGAUGAAGGGUUUAGCUGAAGCAGCCAUCAUCAAAACAUGAAAUGCAACAAUCUGUGAUAUGGUCGGGCAUCGUUAGUCGUUGCUCGCCUUAAACUCGCUAUUUGACUUGUACUCAACUUGAAAAAUCAAUUUCAAGUACUCGGUGUUAUCAAAGACAAGUAAUAAAUCGAUGAAUUUUUUUAGUUACAAGAUCAAGUCAAAUAUCAAGUACGUAUUAUUGUAUUUUUAAUACUUGACUUGUUACUUGUCCCGUUAGUUGCUAUUUGUUACAUGUUCUAUUAAAUACUUAUUAUUCCAUCCGUUUUAGUUUAGUUGUCGUUGUAGUUGUAGAGUAAAAUUUUCGUUUCAAAAUAAAUAUCGUUUUAUAACUUUAAUGCAAAAUUUAUUGACAAUCUAUUUUACUAUUGGUUGAAAUGUGAUUAUGUGUAUUGGUAAUGAUGUUUUUAUUUAAUAAAUAUCUAAAUUUUAAAUCUAUGUACUCAAGUUUAAAACGACAAAUAAAAUAAAACAGAACGAGUACUACUUGCUAAUAAUACUUGUUUUUUUUUUCCUUUCUUUUACUUGCAAUUAAGGUUGGGAACAAAUACUCCUUACUCGUCUAAUACUUGUUGCUUGUUCUGUAUCCGUCUUGAUUUUUCAAAUACUCAUCAUCACAAAUCGAGUAUAGCCGAUAAAAAAUUGUCAGCAGAAUGGCUAAGAAUGUGGAGGAAAAGUCAAAGUGUGUCUGGAUGUGAUAUGAAUCAUGUCAGUCUUUCUUUCUGCCUUAGUCAAAUUCUCAUUUUUUGGAACUGAUACCAUAUGCAUAUGAUAACUUUGAAAAUCACAAACGGAAAGCGCGUCUAUCAGAAUAGGAAAUAGAAUCAUUUAAGGAAAGCCAGGAAAAGAUGAGAAACGCUGGCUUUGAACGUUAUGAGAGAAUGGAUAUUUGAAAAAAGGAAAGAAAAGAAAUGGGGACCUUACAGAAAAAAAAGUUGUCUUAUGUGUACAGCUAAGGGAAGAUUCAACAGACAAUAAGGAAAGAAAGAGAACCAUGUGACUCUCCAUGUCCCUGUUAAUGGAAAGAAAGAGCGCAAAAUAGAAGGGAAUAUGUAAAUUUAUGUUAGAAAAUUAAAGGGCCGGAUUAAAGGCACAAUCACUCUCUUUUUUUGGCCUCCUUGGACUUUGGUCUCCUCCUAGUACAAUCUAAUUUACAGGUUGUCAGAGACACACAAGAUAAAAAAACCAGAUUCAAAGUCUAUCUAAGAGCAAACUUAAUUCAGAAUAGAGAAUAUGGAGUCGGUGAGCAAUGAAGAGGGAAGGAGUGAUCAGUUUCCGGUGGGGAUGAGGGUCCUUGCUGUGGAUGACAAUCCAACCUGCCUCCGGAAACUUGAAGAGUUACUGCUUCGAUGCAAGUAUCAUGUGACAAAGACGAUGGAGUCAAAGAAAGCUUUGGAAAUGCUGAGAGAGAAGAGCAACAUGUUUGAUUUGGUGAUAAGCGAUGUGGAGAUGCCUGAUACAGAUGGCUUUAAGUUGCUUGAGAUUGGUCUUGAAAUGGACCUUCCUGUCAUCAUGUUGUCAGCGCAUAGUGACUACGACAGCGUUAUGAAAGGGAUAAUCCACGGCGCGUGUGAUUAUCUUGUCAAACCCGUUAGCCUCAAGGAGCUUCGGAACAUAUGGCAGCAUGUUGUGAAGAAGAACAUUGGCUCAUACAAAAAAAUCAUCGCCCCCUCUCGCCACCUACUCCCUACUUCUGAGUACGCCCCAAGAGGCAGCGGGAAACGGAAAGAGAAGGCUGAUGACAGCGGUGAUGGAGAUGAUGACAGUGACAGAGACGAUGAAGAAGAUGGGAGUGAGCAAGAUGGAGAUGAGUCAUCCAGCAGGAAGAAGCGUCGUGUUGUUUGGUCACAGGAGCUUCACCAGAAGUUUGUCCAUGCCGUUCAGCAAUUGGGCCUUGACAAAGCUGUUCCCAAAAAGAUACUUGAUUACAUGAACAUAGAAGGUCUCACGAGGGAAAACGUAGCCAGCCAUUUACAGAAGUACAGACUCUACUUGAAAAAGCUAGACGAAGGUCAGCAGCAUAACAUGUCUCAAGAUGCAUUUGGGUCAAGAGACUCAUCUUACUUUCACAUGGCUCAGCUUGAAGGACUAAGAGACUAUUCUUCCACAAGACAACUCUCAAGCUCAUCCCUCUUAACCCGCUCCAGUCUCACCAAGUUCCAUCCCUCCGUGUAUUCAUCGGUAAACCUUCAAGGAUCUAACUCCUCUAGCUUCAUCCCACCGGGGCAUCAUCAGAGCUCAAGCAGCUCAGCUAAUCCAUUCGGAACAUAUCACAGUCCUCUCUUGGCAAGAUCUCAGAACGUGAAUCUCUCUCCGCUAGAGCCACUCCAGUUUCCUAGAAGCAAGUGUUCUCCAUACAUGGGGGACUUUAAAGGCAUAGCGGACCGAGGAAUCGGCAGCAGCUUCCUUGAUUCUCGGAUGUCAUUUGGCAGCUCUAGCACCUCUUUGCCUUGUGCUACAAGCAACAAUCUGAUGCUGCAAGAGAACUUUGGGGUCUCUGAUGGAAACCAGUCUUGCCUCAAUGGCUUAUCUAGUUUCCCUAGUCAUCAUAGCUGGCAAGGGAAUCUGAAAACAACAACUAGAUUCCCAUCACACUCUUUACCGCUGAAUCAUGCCUUUGGUCAAGAUCAAAUGACAUGUGGAGGGACCGGUCUAGGAGAUUAUAACACCUCAUUGGUUUCUGCUGAUAGCCAUGUUGGAGUAUUGCAGUGUGAGCCUCCGUUUCUAGGUGACUUCAUGCAGAACAUGAAUACACAUAAAUGGGAGGAACAGAACUGCACCAUGAUGAACAACACAUUCGGUAAUGUUGACUAUCCCUUACCAGUGGAUAAUAAUAUGGUUUUUAGAGAUAACAACGCGACCAGAAGCAAAGGUGUGGAUGAUUCACUGAUGAUGAGUCCAAUAGAGGACAGUGCAACAACUCUCAACAGUAGAGAGUGUGUGGGAAACGUUACGAUGAUGGAUCCAGAGAUGAGGUCGUCGACGAAGCUAGAGAAUGAUCUUGUUGACAACCAGAACGAUGUGUUCGAUGAUAUAAUGAAUGAGAUGUUGAAACAGGAUGAGAAUAAUGGAAUGGUGUCAGUGGCUGCUAGGUUUGGGCUUUGAUUCGUUUCCUCCGCCUUGGUUCCUGGUCUGUUCUAUGGGUUGCAUCAUUUUUUCUUCUAUUGUUGGAUACCAAUCAUUGUUGUUAUGGUUUCUUUUCCCCCACAUUGUUUCCUCUAAUUAAACCACACUGCACCAAACAGUUUCAUACUCUCUUUUGUCUAUUGGAGUUUUAUUCCUAGAAACGUAACAAGUAAAAUAUUUAAAACUUGUUUUUUUUAACACAUUGAAACUUGCUUCUAUUGACGAAAAUAGCGGUUGAUCUUGAAAGCCAUUAAACCGUAUUAUACGAACACCCUUAUUUAAAAUUUGAGAAACUGUUGGAAUAAAAUUUACCCACUCUAGAUUAUUGGUAUCGUAGCUCAUUUACAAAAUUUGGACCUAAUUAAUUUCGCUUUAGUGACACUUAUUAUUUAUAAACCUAUUAAUUUUUUUACUUUUUCUGUUUUCAAAAUUUUUUCUAAGUUUUUUUUUUGUAAAUAAUUUUUUUUUCUAAGUUGGUUAAGACUGUUUUAGAUUUUAGUUAUUGCAUUUCAUUUUAAAGUAAAGAAUAAUUUACAAUGUCAAAAUAUAAAUACAAGAAAAAAAUUAACAUUUAAUUAAUUUAAAAUAACAAAAUCAUAUUUAUUGCCUUUAAUAUAUAUUUCAACACAAAAUCAAUUGUUUAUUAAAAAGGAUAAAGUAUAUACUUAUGUAUAAGAAAUUUUAGUGUAAUUAUUGACAAUCAAGAUGAUUAAUGCCCUGAUUUUUCUCCAAGAAUAAUCCUAAAUUUCAUUUAAAGAUUUGAAAAUUUAAUUAAUUGCAGUAUUAUGAAAAUUAAACCAACAAGGAGCGGGCGUUGAGAUUUGGAUCGGGUAUUUCAGAUAUUUGAAUAUUUUGGUACUAGAUGAUAGAUCUGCACCCUGUGCGGACUAAUAUAUAUAUACCAAACAAAUUUUAGUUCUAUUAUUUAUUUUUUGAAAAAAUUACAUUUAUUAAAUUAGAUAUACUUUAAAUUAUAAAUUAUAUAACUUCAAUAUCCAUAUUGAUCAUCAAUGUAUUAAAUAUAUACUUUUUAAUAUUAUUUUUUUUGGGGAUGUUUAUUUUAGAUUAAAACGGCUACACUUCAAUAAGUCACGAAAUGAGAUUAUUAAUAUUACGGAGCCCAUUCAGACGAUUGUGGUGAUGACAUGUGGCUACAAAAAUAUGUUGUAAUGCUUCUCUUUUAAUAUAUAUGGGAUAAGAAAUUUUAGUGUAAUUAUUGACAAUCAAGAUGAUUAAUACCCUGAUUUUUCUCCAAGAAUAAUCCUAAAUUUCAUUUAAAGAUUUGACAAUUAAAUUAAUUGCAUUAUUAUGAAAAUAAAACCAACAAGGAGCGGGCGUUGGGAUUUGGAUCGGGUAUUUCGGAUAUUUGAAUAUUUUGGUACUAGAUGAUAGACCCGCACUUUAUGCGGACAAAUAUAUAUACCUAACAAAUUUUAGUUUUAUUCUUUAUUUUUUGAAAAAAUUCCAUUUAUUAAAUUAUAUAUACUUUAAAUUAUAAAUUAUAUAACUUCAAUAUCCAUAUGGGUCAUCAAUGUAUUAAAUAUAUACUUUUUAAUAUAUUUUUAUUUUUGGGAUGUUUAUUUUAGAUUAAAAUCUUUUUAUACUAAUAAUCAAAUUAGAAAACUUGAAUUUUUAAUAAAGCCCUUAUUAUACUUUUGGACUGAAAAGAAUUCCAGUGAUACUAAAAUCAUUAUAAACAGUUGUAAUUCAUAAAUUAUCAACAAAUAACAAAAGUGAAUAAACAUCAUAUAGUAUCAAAAAUUUAAAAUUUUAAAACCGUGAGAAAAAAACAAAAACAAUAAAUUGGAAAACAUUACCUUUGUAUUUUCUUAGAUUAUACAUAUAUUAUGUUUUGUUAUUUGUCGAUUUAUUUUUAGUGAAAUUGCACUCUCUACACUAAGCAUUAGACGUAAUUAAGUAAAUACCAUUAUAGACUGUUGAGAACUAUUCUGCAAAUUAUAAAAACAAUUAUGCACCAAUCAAAUCAAUUAUUGAUGUACGCUCUAAAAGAUUAUGCAAUCCGUAGGUGAAGAUAUUUUAAGAUUUGCGUAUUCUUAUCAAUACAAAAUCUACGAAAUACACCCUAGAGAUCCUAGAGGACUAUAACGAUAUUUAUCUCUGACAUUUGCAAAAGGGUAGAUAUGUAUAUUUACUUCACCACGAUUCACUAUUAGGCCUAAUUAAUUUUGUUCAUGACAUAUAUCUAAUUUGUACAUUCUUUUUGUAUUUUGGCCCAAUUGACUUUUAUUUUUAUGUUAUUUAAUAUUUUAUCCUAGUUUUUCAUGCUUCCAUAUUUUAAUAUUUUAAAUUAAUUUUAAUAUAUAUUCUUUACUAUUUUGGUUUAAUGUAUAUUACUUUGAAUAUUUCUGAUAUUUUGGAUUAAAAACUAAUUUGAUGUUUGUCAUGUUUAAAUAUAAAUUAAUUUAUAAUAAUAUGAUUAUUUAUAUUCAAAAUAUAUAAAUUAUUUAGCAUAAGUAUUAAAUUAAUAUUCUACAACAUAUAUUUCAAUGAUGCUUUAAAUUUAAUAUUAAAUUCAAUAUUGAAAUAAUCUGUAUUUAGAUCAAUAUUUCUAAUAAGAAUCAGAAAAUCUGACUAUAAUAUUAACCAUUAAAAUCAUAAAUUAAAUAUAAGAUAAGCCUAAUUAUAAUAUUAAUAUGAUAAUAAUCUGAAUUUAGAUCAAUAUUUCCAAUAAGAAAUACAAAAUGUGGCUAUAAUAUUAGCCAUUAAAAUCAUAAACUAAAUAUAAGAUAAAUAUAAUUAUAACAUUAUCAGUCAAAUUUGAUAAUAUAUUUUGUUAGUAUAUAUUUAUUAAUUAAUAACCUCAAAUAUUAUGAUAAUAAAACAUGAUUAUAAUAUUAACCAUUAAAAUCAUAAACUAAAUAUAAGUUAAACUUAAUUAUGAUAUUAUCAGUAAAUUUCAUUAAUACCUAUUGUUAGUUUAUUUAUUUAAUUAAUAACCCCAAAUAUCAUGUUAAAUAUGUAUUUAUACUUAAAUUAUAUUUUUAAUAAUAGUAUAUUUAUAUAUAUAAAUAUAUAUAUAUAUAUAGAUCAGUAGAAUUUGUCAAUAUUUUUUAUUAAUUAGUUAUCUUAAAUAUUAUGAUUCAUAGAUAUAUGUUAAAAUAACUUUAUAAUAUAAUUUAAUUAGGAUAAUAUGUAUAUUAGAAGUAUAGUGUAUAUACUAGUUUAAUGCUUAUGCUUGUGUAACUUCGUUUUACGGUCACUGUAUAUACCUAACAAAAUUCACAAUCAAAUCAUAUAAAACGUAAGGUACAAAACGUCAUUGCAUGUGUAAUUGAAAAAAUGAUGUAAAAUGUAAAUAAAACUAAAUUAUUUAUUUUUACAUUUUACUCCGCACAAGGUAUUGCAUGUAUACUACUACCUAGUGUUUCUAGUAAAUCUUCAUCGUUCAGUAAACGUUACAUGAUGGUAACUAUAUGAGAUAUAUAUGAAUAUAAUGUAAAUAUAUUAUUUCCUUAUUGUAGAGAUAGAUAUGAGUAUACUGUAAAUAUAUACUUUUCUAUCUACUCUAUAUGGUAUCAGAGCAUAUGGUAUCAGAACGUACCUCUACAAUAAGGAAGUAUAUAUUUACAGUAUAUUCAUAUUUAUCUCCUAUAGUGACAUCAUCAUGAAAAGUGUGGAGUGGACUAUAUAUAUAUGUAUAGCACACAAGUUCCCAUUAAUAUUAGUUAUCAAUCAAGUUUAAGUUAAAAAGAGAUAGAAGCAUGAAACUCAACUUCAAAAAAAUGAUGUAUGUAAAAGUUCUGAUGAUGGUAAUAGCGAUAUGGUUCGUACCCAUGACCUACAGUAAUGGAGCCGAAGCACCCGCUGGUGAUGUAGCCGAGGCACCCGGAGCCGACGCAUUCAACAAUGAUUGGUAUGACGCACGAUCCACAUUUUACGGUGACAUCCAUGGUGGAGACACUCUAAAGAAGAAGGAAGAAGAAAAGAUGACGACGCAGAAUAAAGAGAUGGAAGUGGUGAAGGAUCUCGACUUGGAGAGAUACAUGGGCCGUUGGUACGAGAUUGCUUCUUUCCCUUCCAUUUUUCAGCCCAAGAACGGUAUUGACACUCGCGCCACCUACACCCUCAACCCUGACGGCACGGUUGAUGUCUUGAACGAGACGUGGAACAGUGGCAAGAGAGUUUUCAUCCAAGGCUCAGCAUACAAGACUGAUC